GCGUGUAACCGAACAAACGACCGAACGAUUUGACAGAUGAUGUGGCCUACCGUCUUGAAGUAGUGAAUUUUAUUAAAUUAUUUUACUGGAAUGUUUAUUAAAAUGCGAACAUGAUUGUUUUUGAAUGUGUUAUAUUAUUUUCCUUACUAUCAACCUGCUACUGUAGGCUACCUGACAAAGUAGUGUGUGUUAAUCCAGAAUGUAGUGAACCAAUAUCUAAAGCGAAAACAUUAAUCAAUUACAACAGUGGUGAUCCAGAUCUUAUGUCUUUUCGAGGGAAUUCUGAAGCAAUUAUUUUCAGAAAAUCUGCGGGUGAGAAUCGAGACAUAUGGUAUGCUAGUAUAAAUGGAAAAUCUGGUUACGUUGUCUCGAAAUUUUUGCGAGAAUACAAAAUACUGGAAAGAAACCCUGACGUUAUUUUACCUAUACAAGAAAUUCCAAUACAAGUCCAGCCAAAUAAAGUACAGCAAGCUCACGAAGUAAUUGAUGGUACCACAAUCUUAAACAGUAGUCCAGAUGGGACAACUCCUCCUUCACCUCCUUCAGAUUCAGAUCCUGAGACCACAAAGUCCACUCCUAUUAAUAAUGAUAAUUUAACAAAUGUUUUAUCCACUGAUGGAAUUAAUAAAAAAGAAGUUGAAUCUAAUUUAAAAGAUGGCACAAAUGAAAAUGCUGUAGAUGACUCAAUUGCAAUUAAUAAUAGUGAAAGUUCUAUAUCAUUGAAUCUUUUAAAUGAAUCUAGUGGUAGUAAUCAUGUCUUAAUAAGUGAUGGUAAUGGUCAGAUGAAUGAGACAUUAGAUGAAAAUUCAGAGACAGAAGAUCAGGAACAAUCGGCAGUUAAUGCAGAGGAAACAUCAUCAGAAAGUGAGGAUGACAAUCAUUCAGAAGAAAAUAUGGCAGAUGAAAGUGACAUCCCAGUAGAAUCAGCUGAAGUGCCUGAAAAACUAGAUAUUACUAGUGAUAUUAAUACUAAGGAUCCUGUUAAUGAAGAAGACUCAUUUUCAAAUGUGAUAAAUAAUGUUAACUCCCAAUUACCAUUAGAAAAAAUCGUUGCUAACACAACAGAGGAUAUACAAACUGAAAUCCCACCGCAAGUGCCUGAAACUAAAAGUGAAAGUCUAGUUAAUGAACAAAUUGUAAAUGAUGAAAUACCUAUUGAUAUAUCUAAUGUUGAAAAUAUAAAUCAAGAACCUGAAACAACAGAAGUUCCGGUAUCAACUGAGAUUCCGGCUGUCCAAGAACUCACUACACCAGCCAAUGAGAUUCCAAUAACCCAAACAAUUCCAGCUACAUUUCCAGAUGCCUACGAAAACAUAAAUAUGAAUAGCCCUCAUCAAAGUGAACCAGUUGCUUACGAAACCACUCCUCAGUAUAUCGAAAACCAGGACACACAUAUCACUGAAGCAAGUACUGUGAGCGAACCCAACUCAGAUGCCACCGAUGAAAUUUCAUCACCUCAAGUAGAUAUUACCACUGAGACAAUACUAGAAGAAAUCUUUAGCUCGACUACAGAAACCCCAGUUUCUAGUGAAGAUAAUACAGAAAGUGUUUUAUCCAAUAUUUACACAACAGUCGCUGACCUAUGGCCUCCGACAACAGAGACUCCGCCCCCCAUUUACAAUCCAGAGUAUGUUGAAGAUCGUGAAGACAAAAGCUUCUCAUUUAUAAGUUAUUUAUUCAAUACAUAUAAAGCUGUUAUGGGAGUCCAGGAGGAUAGCAAUGCUCUUUUCCCAGGAAUUGGUGAAACGUGUUAUAAAGAUGAAUAUUGUGACGGAGAGGGCAACAGGCCUAAUCGGCUACUAACAUUUCUCGUCACCACCGCUGGUUCAGUGUUGCUCUUCACUCUCGGUUACUACUAUAUAGAGAGCAAGCGACAGGACAGUAGGCUCAUUGGAAACAUCGAUAACCUUCAACGAGAACUGCUUUUCACGAGUAAGGAGUGUAAGAUCCUCAAAGAGGAGCUCGCGUCUACUAAAACGAAGUUGGCAGGUAUCGAGGACAGCUCGUUCGGGAUGGACGAUAUGGUUCAGUCAUUGAGAGCGGAAAUCAAUGAACUGAAAGAGAACAACGAGAGAUUGAGAAACUCCUUGGAUGAUAACGAAAAGCUGCUCAGAGUGUCCGAGAACACGGCCGGCGAGCUGCAGAAUACGUUGAGUGAAGUGGAGAAUACUCUCAGUGAGCUCUUUGCUGAGAGAGCACAUUCUGAAGAGCAAAUUGCUGAAUUGAACGGUAAAAUUCAGGCGUUUGAAGAAGAAUUAAUAUCGGUCAGCAGAGAGAGGGACAGCUACCAGUUGAAGUAUGUGUCAGCGGAGACGGCUUUGGAGGAACAUAGGAAACAUAAGAAACAGUUGGAUGAAACGAAGAUUGAUCUGACUGACGCGAACAACACCAUCGAGCUGCAGCGACAUGAGAUUGUGGCUCUUAAAGACGCGAUCAAAGAGUUGCAAGGCGGCACGUCCUCGAGUACAGACGCAAAUUCAUUGAUAGACCACACAGAAAUAAAGGCGAAGUUGGCCAAGGCUUUGGAAGAGAGGGACGCGUUCAUGAGUAAAUAUGAGACAGAGCACAAAGAAAGAUCCCGUCUCUCUGAAGAACUCAGAACAGCUCUGGAGUCGUACAAAGCCAGCAGUCAACAGGCAACGGAGGCCACGACCAGGUUAGAGGUGCUGGGGAAAUACUUCCAGGAACGAGAGAGCGAACUCAUGAGAGAACUGAGCACCAAAGAGGCGUUAUGGCUCAGUAAGCAAGGAGAGUCCGCCAGCACUGUUGAAAAGAUUGAAAUAUUGCAGCAGGAGGUUCAAAGAUACAAGGAGAAAUGCGACCAGCUGACCCUAGAGCUGGCCGAGGCUGAGUCGUGUCGUCGCACAGUUGUGAGUGAGGUCGAAGGUCGAGCUCAUGCCGCGUGGCUGGAGGCGCGCUCCGCCAGGAGGGACCUGGACGCGGCGAGAGACGAAGCCGCCGCGCUCAGGAGAAAACUGGCCGCCUUGCACGACAACGACGCGCAGCGACCAAUAGCAUCUCCACUAGAGGCGGAUGUAGGGUUGCCAACAGCCCUACCACCACCUCUGGCGUUCCUUCCACCGCUGUUGCCACCCUUGCCGCGUCCACCACCCCUAGGACGAUUGCCAACACCACCUAGAUUCAGUGAGCGUCGUUACUCGCCGGACAGUCGUUAUUCGCCAGGGAGUUACUAUCCACCGGAAAGACGUUACUCGCCGGAACGGCGUUACUCACCGGAGAGACGUUACUCGCCGGAGAGUCGAUACUCGCCGGAGACCGUCCGCUACUCGCCGGAGAGUCGUUACUCGCCGGAAAGUCGCUAUUCACCACCGAGAAGAUCGCCGUACUCGCCACGAAGACGACGUUCAAUUGAUAGGUACAACGGCCGCGGCUCUCGCACUAGAAAUGGUCCGGUCGAUACAGAGACGGAAUAUCACUCGGACAGUCCCACGAGACGACCUCCGAGACGGCGGUACUCAAGACGUACCUCUGGUCCAAGCUCUGGUUCAGGGUGUUCUUCCGAAUCGGAAAAAUGAUUUGUGUUCUAGUAUUUAUUUUAUUUCGGUUGUAGAAAUAUGACGAACUGAGCCAAAUUAUUCAUCGGUGGUUAUGGAAACUUAAUGUAAGAUAUUAAUCGUCUCCACUGGGAAUUUUUAAUUAAUUUAUUAGUCAAUAAUAUAGAGUAAAAUAUAUUUGGCUCUCAAAUGGAAUGGUAGUAAAAAUCACAAAAAUUUACUAGCUCCUCUUUGCUUUUUGCUUCCAACUAUUAUCUUCCUGAAAAAUAUAUAUUAAUCAGUCCGAGAUAAAUAUAAUACAAUGUUCCCGAUAACCAAUUUUAUUCGACUGUGUAGAUUAUGUAAAUACUUGUGUCAUUUGAAUUAAACAUUCAUUCUAGA
Danaus plexippus (monarch butterfly) is the source of this 3896-nucleotide messenger RNA. It is a transcript of the gene Tango1, whose product is annotated as transport and Golgi organization protein 1-like. Gene Ontology annotation, molecular function: protein binding. Bases 111 to 3536 code for a protein of 1141 amino acids. Gene Ontology annotation, cellular component: endoplasmic reticulum exit site; endoplasmic reticulum membrane. The transcript is spliced from 13 exons. The record is from RefSeq and is a predicted model, not a curated record. Gene Ontology annotation, biological process: protein secretion; endoplasmic reticulum to Golgi vesicle-mediated transport; vesicle cargo loading. Lineage: Eukaryota; Metazoa; Arthropoda; Insecta; Lepidoptera; Nymphalidae.